Tripterygium wilfordii is the source of this 763-nucleotide messenger RNA. RefSeq names its product early light-induced protein 2, chloroplastic-like. The record is from RefSeq and is a predicted model, not a curated record. The transcript has 3 exons. The coding region runs from base 95 to 682 and encodes 195 amino acids. NCBI's taxonomy places the organism in Eukaryota, Viridiplantae, Streptophyta, Magnoliopsida, Celastrales, Celastraceae.
UUAUUAGCAAUGCAAUCCAACUGAUAAACACAUUGAACAGCUUGUGUUUGUUAAAAGUCCUCAGAGAAAACCUUUAUAGUCAUUGCACUCCAAAAUGGCCGCAACAUUCGCAAUUCAAUCUAUCUUUGCAAGCCCUGCGAGUGGUGCAAGCCAUGUAGGUAAGCCUACUCGCUUCCUUCCUGCCACAUACAUGCCAAGCAUAAGCCUUCCCAAGAGAAGCGGCAUGCGUGUACGAGCAACGUCGGAGGAAGAGAAAGAACGACCAACCGCAGCAAACACAACUCCAUCACCGACACCAACACCACCACCACCGAAGGCAAACCCAUAUAAACCUAAAGUGAGCACUAAGUUUGGUGAUUUGUUCGCUUUUAGUGGACCAGCUCCGGAGAGAAUCAACGGCAGAUUGGCCAUGAUAGGCUUUGUUGCAGCUUUGGCAGUGGAGAUAGGGAAGGGUGAGGAUGUGUUCGCUCAAAUAUCAGACGGUGGAAUCCCAUUGUUCGUGGGAACUAGUGUACUGUUGACCGUAGCGUCACUGAUCCCUUUGUUCAAUGGGGUGAGUGCGGAAUCCAAGUCAAACGGGUUCAUGACAUCUGAUGCUGAGCUGUGGAACGGGAGGUUCGCGAUGUUAGGUCUGGUUGCACUGGCCUUCACCGAGUACGUUAAGGGCGGGACCCUGGUGUAACUGGUGUACAUACUACAUAGACCAUGUAGCUCUUUGGGAUAUAUUCUUGAAAUAAUACCACGAGGAGAUAUUUAACAAAAA